AUGAUCGUGAAAAAUAGGCCAUUUUUCAGGUUCGUGACGUUUGGCAGGCUGCAUAGUGCCAGCGAGGCAGUGAAAGAUUCAUUCGAUGUAACGAAAAGGGUCUGCAAGAUCAUGAUGUCUUGCCCCAAACUAGGCCUCGACACGGUUCUUGAUCAAAGCGGCAUUCGUGUCUCCGAAGACGUGGCCGAGAAGGUCCUUGAGCGGUUCGAGAAUGCUGGGAUGCUAGCUCACCGGUUCUUCGAGUGGGCCGGGAAGCAGAGACACUACGAGCACAGUGUUCGAGCCUACCACAUUAUGAUUGAGUCGAUGGCGAAGAUAAGGCAGUACGAGAUCAUGUGGGAUCUCAUGAACGCCAUGAGGGGCAAAGAGAUGCUGAAUAUCGAGACUUUCUGCAUCAUCAUGAGGAAGUAUGCGCGGGCACAGAAGGUAGAUGAGGCCGUCUACACGUUCAACAUCAUGAACAAGUACAACGUUCCUCCCAAUCUGGCUGCGUUCAAUGGCUUGCUGAGUGCUCUGUGCAAGUCUAAGAAUGUGAGGAAAGCUCAGGAGAUUUUUGAUGCAAUGAAGAAUGAUCAAUUUUGUCCUGAUCCAAAGAGUUACAGCAUUUUGAUUGAAGGAUAG
This is a messenger RNA of Salvia miltiorrhiza (redroot sage), 621 nucleotides long. Its product is annotated as pentatricopeptide repeat-containing protein At1g77360, mitochondrial-like. Gene Ontology annotation, biological process: RNA splicing. Gene Ontology annotation, molecular function: protein binding. Bases 1 to 621 code for a protein of 206 amino acids. The record is from RefSeq and is a predicted model, not a curated record. Lineage: Eukaryota; Viridiplantae; Streptophyta; Magnoliopsida; Lamiales; Lamiaceae. The transcript has a single exon.